This is a messenger RNA of Saitoella complicata NRRL Y-17804, 6009 nucleotides long. RefSeq lists its product as uncharacterized. Gene Ontology annotation, molecular function: ATP binding; phosphorelay sensor kinase activity; protein binding. The record is from RefSeq and is a predicted model, not a curated record. The transcript has 3 exons. Gene Ontology annotation, biological process: protein phosphorylation; phosphorelay signal transduction system. NCBI's taxonomy places the organism in Eukaryota, Fungi, Ascomycota, Saitoellomycetes, Saitoellales, Saitoellaceae. Bases 1 to 6009 code for a protein of 2002 amino acids.
AUGGAUUUCGAGGGAAUGAGGGCGAUUGCAGUGAGUGAGGGAGAUGGGGGGUUGGAUGUGGCACGGUUCCUGAAGUUUGCGAUUAGUGUUGUGGGGGUGCUGAAGCAUGUCCAUGAUCGGGAGAUUUGGCAUAACAAUAUCAACCCGCAGGCGCUGAAUAUUGACGGGGCUACGCGGACAAAUGCGACACUGGCGGACUUUUCGUACUCCUCACGACUGACGAGGGAGGAAGCGGGGUACAAGUCGAACGUGCUCGGGAACUGUUUCCUGCCGUAUAUGUCACCCGAGUGUUCUGGACGGAUUAACCGCAGCGUGGAUUAUCGGAGUGAUUUCUAUUCGUUGGGAGUGACGUUUUAUGAGUUGGUUACGGGGACGGUACCGUUUUUGUCGAGUGAUCCGUUGGAUUUAAUUCAUGCCCACAUCGCACGGACGCCGCGGAAUCCUUGGGAAAUCAAUCCUUCGCUGCCGGUCUCGUUGGGUCAGGUCAUUCUGAAACUCAUGGCGAAAACGGCGGAAGAUCGGUACCAGACUUGUUCGGGACUCUUGGCCGAUCUGCGGUUCUUGGAAACGAAUUUGGAGAAUGGGAAGGAUUCGGAGAAAACUUCGUCGUUCGAGGCGGGCAUGACGGAUGAUGCGUCCCAAUUCUCAUUGCCUCAGGUAUUGUAUGGACGCGAAGAGGAUCUCCGACUCAUGUUCUCCGCCUUCCACCGCGUAAAAAAGGACGGAGGCUGCGAAGUCCUUGUCGUACAAGGCCACUCCGGAAUCGGUAAAUCCUCCCUCGUGGCAGAAAUGCAACGUCCUGUCAUCGAAUCACGCGCAUUCUUCUCGUCCGGGAAAUUCGACCAAUAUAAACGCGGGAUCCCGUUCUUUUCGUUGAUUCAGGCGUUGGGGGAUUUGGUUAAGCAGAUUAUUUCGGAGACGGAGUUGAGUUUGGAGGUGUGGAGGAAGAGGAUUAUUGAUGCUUUGGGACAGGAUGCGGCGGUUGUGUUGAGUGUGUUGCCUGAGGUGCGGAGGGUGUUGGGGCCGGAGUAUGUUGUUCCGUCGUUACCGGAUAUUGGGCCGAGUGAGCGGGAACAGCGGUUGAAGGAGGUGUUUCAGAGAUUUAUUAUGUUGUUUGGAAGACCUGGGAAGCCGCUCGUGUUGUUCUUGGACGAUUUGCAGUGGAGUAGUGUGGUUGAGUUGGGCCUCAUCGGAUCCAUCGCUGUCGCGGCGCAUAAUGACAAGAAAGCGAAUUCGUUAUUGUUGAUUAUUGCGUUUCGCGAUAAUGAGGUGGAUAAGGAUCACUAUGUGAACGUGAUGAUGAAGAUGAUCAAGGAUGCUGAGACGCCGAUUGUGGACUUACAUUUGAAGCCGUUGGAUAUGAAGAGUGUUACGGAUAUCGUGUGUGCGACGUUACAUCGUGGGAAUCAGGAUGAUCCGGAGUUAAAAACGUUUUGCGAGUUGGUGUAUGCCAAGACACAGGGAAACGCCUUUUUCGUGACGCAGGUCUUGAGGGUGCUGUAUCAACGUCAACAACUCCGUUUCGAUUUCGAGAAGAAGAUGUGGACGUUUGAUUUGGCGGAAAUAUUGACGGAGGAUUUACCCCCGAAUGUGGUAGAGUUGUUGGUGAGUCGGAUAAAAAACCUACCACAGGCAACGCAGAACGUGUUGAGGCUUGCGGCGUGUGUGGGAUCGAAUCGGUUUACGCUUGGGACGUUGAGUAUCGUGUAUCAGAAGAGUUUGAAGAAGACUGCGCAGGAGUUGUGGGAUGCGUUGUUGGCUGGUCUCAUUAUUCCUACGACUGCGGCCUAUAAGACUCCGCUGGCUGAGGACGAUGACGAAGAAAGCGAUAAUGAUGAGGAUGUGAAUGAUGAUAUGAUGACGAAGGUUGAUGAUGACAGAGGAGAUAUGACGCCUGAUGCAAGGUCGAUACAUACCGUUGGUGCGAGCAUUGGUGAAGAUGCUGAAGAUGAGAGUUCAGUUAUCACGUAUCGAUUUUUGCAUGAUCGGGUUCAGCAGGCGGCAUAUUCGCUCAUCCCUGAGGAGGCCCGUGCAGCGACGCAUGUGAAGAUUGGAUGGCUCUUGCUCGAGAACACCGAUGGUGAUAAUUCGGAUCGAUUUAUUUUCGAGAUUGUAAAUCAGUUGAAUCAUGGUAUUGGUACGUUCACUGAUGCGGAGCGGAUGAGAGUCAUCAGGCUCAAUUUUAGGGCUGGACAGAAGGCGUUGCAGAGUACUGCUUUUGACCUUUCGUUGCAGUACUUGGAGACUGCGAGGGGUUUGUUGGGACCUGAUUCUUGGAAGAUUGAUGCGCAGUUGGCGAUGAAGGUCAUGUUGACGCACGUUGAUGCCCUCUACGCCAACAACCAGUACUCUGACGCCAUCGAUGUCCUCAACGAUGUCCUGGCAAACACAGAGACGAAUUUCGAUAAGGCCAAGUGCUUGUUGCCGAAGAUGCAGUGUUAUAUGGGUCUCGACAAGUUCGAUUUGGCUAUCGAGGCUGGUCUUGAUGCACUGGAGCUUUUGGGACACAAGUUGCCCAGGAAGGUCGAGGAGGCUGAGGCGUUGCUUGCGAUCCUGGGCAAGAAGCUUGACAUGUCACUUGAUGAUAUUGACUCGCUUUCGAGCUUGCCGGUGACGACGAGCGAGGAGCACAUCUUGAUGCAAAGCCUCAGUGCCACACUGAUCUUGCCGAUGUAUCUGUACAAGCCGGGUAUCCUCGGGCCCCUCUGUGCCAAUUCCAUCUUGUUCUCGAUGAAGUACGGGCUCUGUAGUGCUGGUGUGUAUCCGUUUGUCAUGUGGGGUUGUAUCAUCUCCGAUCAGCGCACACACAAGUCUCAGCUACAGGCGUAUCACUUCGGUAAGGUCGCCAUUCGAAUCGUCGACUCGAGACAGACUGUCGAACCUGCGGAUGUGUCCACGUACAAGGUGUUCGCAUCCCACGUUUGUAUCUGGAACGAGCCGGUGAGGAAUACACUCGUGUAUUUCAACGCUACUAUCUCGAAGGGAUUGCAGCUUUACAACCCUGAGUACACCACAUACGCCAUUGUCGAGGGAUGUAUGUACGCAAUGUGGGCCGGUGAGCCUGUUUCGCACACGAUCUCGAAGCUCUCGAGCUUUGCUCCGGUUGUGAAGAGGUUCAAGGUCCAAUCAUCCAUGCACUAUCUUGCCAUCCCGCUUCAGGCUAUGUGCAACCUGGAGAACGGUGAUAUUGCCAAUGUGUUGAAUAUCGAGGGUGAACACUUCAGUAUGAAGAACGAGCUCCAGGCGGUCAUGGAUAAUGGAUCCUUGCCGCAGUUGUUCGUAUGUUAUCUGUACCCGUUGAUGUUUGCCGUCAUGUUCAACCAGAGUCAUGUUGCUACUGAAAUGGCCAUGGAGUGUAGGAGCACCGCUCACGGUGUCUUGUCGCAUUUCUACCUCGCCAAGUACGCCUUCUUCUCUGCCGUCAACUUGGUGCAGGACUACCCCAGCUUGCAGCCCCCGUACCUCGGUUACUUUGAGAAGCACUACCAGGAUCUUCAGCACUGGGCUCAGUGUUCUCCAUCGACCUUCAACCAUGAGGUCAAGUUCAUCGAGGCUGAAUUGUAUAGGCAUAAGAACGAAGAGCUUGACGCUCUUGAGGCCUACGAUGAUGCUAUCGAAGAGGCUUGCAAGCAGGGUUGUCUUCAGGAAGCCGCUAUGUACGCUGAGCGUUGCGCCAUCCACUUCUUGAAGUACAAGCCACGUAUGUCGCACAAGUAUAUCGAGAAGUCGUAUCAUCUUUAUAGGCUAUGGGGCGCGAAGACCAAGGUGAAGGACCUUGAGCGACGAUUCCCUCAAUUGCUUCAAAGUGAUGGUCAUGCAAGUUCUGGGGACAAGUCUGGAAGCAGUGGCGGACGCAAUCACAACUCGGAGGCAUCUUUGAGCUCUCGACUAGAUCUCCAGUCUGUUCUUAAGGCUUCCGUCAUCAUCUCUGAAGAAUAUGAGAUUCAGGAGGUUUUAAUCAAGCUUAUUGAGAUUGUGCUCCAAACCGCUGGUGCUGAUAAUGGCGCUCUUCUCCUUGCUGAAGAUGGUAUGUUCUUCCUCGAAGCUCUCGGCACGGUUGGAAAGGUUGAAAUUGUCAGUCAUCAGCCGAUUACUCAGCGCACUGACGUUGUACCUAUUUCUCUGGUCAACUACGUUGCUCGCUUGAGAGAGCCUGUCGUGAAGACUAACGAGCGUCAGUUUGCGGCCAAGUUCGGUCGUGACCGCUACUUUGUCCAGAAGAAGCUCCGCAGUGUGCUUUGCAUGCCUAUUCAGAACAAUGUGAAUCUGAUCGGUGUGCUCUACCUCGAGAACGCGAAUACUGCCCAUGCUUUCACUCCAGACCGCUUGGAGCUUCUUAACUUCCUGUGUACCCAGGCUGCUGUUACCAUUGAGAAGUCCAGGCUUUACCGCGAUCUCGAAGUAGCGAAGGAUGCGGCUGAGGCAGCCGCAAAGAUGAAGUCCGAGUUCUUGGCUAAUAUGAGUCACGAAAUUCGAACUCCUUUCAACGCUGUCAUCGGUCUUUCUGGCUUCUUAUUGGAUACUCCUCUGACUCCUCUUCAGACUGAAUACGUUGAAACGAUCAGGAACAGCAGUAAGGAGUUGCUGACGGUUAUCGACCAGAUCCUCGACUUCUCCAAGAUCGAGCACGGAAAGAUCGAGCUAAAGAAUGCGCCCUUUUCUCUUCGUGAGUGUAUUGAAGGUGCUUUGCAGAUUGUUGCAGAGCGUGCCUCGUCGAAGGAACUCGAGCUGGCCUACGUCAACAAGCACAAUGACUACCCCGACAUCAUCAUUGGUGAUCUUACUCGUUUCAGGCAGAUCCUUAUCAACCUGUUGGGUAACGCUGUCAAGUUCACUGAGCACGGUCAUGUCAUCGUCAUGUCGCAGGUUGUUGAGCGCAUCAUCGAGCCGAAUGACUCGAAGGGUAUGACUUACACCUUCCAGAUCAGCUGCAGUGAUACUGGUAUCGGUAUCCCGCAGGAGAAGUUCACAAAGCUUUUCCGCUUGUUCUCCCAAAUUGAGUCGUCGAGCAACCGUUCAUACGGUGGAACUGGUCUUGGACUGGCUAUCUCUGAGAAGCUCGUUGAGCUUAUGGAGGGAAGAAUCUGGUUGGAGUCCAUUGUUGGCAAGGGUACGACUUUCCAUUUCACCAUCAAGACCAAGGUUGGUGACGAGGACUCACCUAUGCCGGCUAUCCGUGACCCUGCAGUCGAGGACAACAAUGAGGUUACGCUCGCUUUGCUCAAGGAGCAGACAGAAGAAUUAGGGUUGGUGCCCUUCACUGUCAGCAACUGUGAGGAUAUGAUUGCGCUGAUCAAGAAGAACGAGCCCGGCACCUUCAAACUUGCUCUUGUCGAUGUUUUCAAGGCUGAUCGUGAAAUUGACGCUUUCAUUAAGGAUAUCUCUGCUUUGGAGCUUGAGCUUAAGGUCAUCCGUCUUAGCCGUAUCGGAAGUGUAUUGCCCCCUGAAGCGCUCAGCCAGGAGUCUGCAAGUGGUAGCUUGUACCUCAUCAAGCCUGUCAAGAAGGCGAGGUUACAGAAGGUCAUCACACAGAUAUUCUCACCUCAAAGCGAGGCCAUUCGGGCCGUCACCAAACCUCCGCAAAGCAAGCUCUUGGAAGGCCAUGUGGAUCCCAAUGGCCUCGGAGAGCGUCAUCCGCUCAGGAUUUUGUUGGCUGAGGACAACCCGAUCAACUCCAAGGUUGCACUCCAGCAUUUGAAGAGGAUGGGAUACACCGCAGAUCAUGCAGUCGAUGGUAUCGUGGCCAUCGAGAUGGUCAAGGAGAAGGUUUACGAUGUGAUCCUCAUGGACGUGCAGAUGCCCAGAAAGGAUGGUAUCGAGGCGACCAAGACGUUGGUGGAGCUUUACCCGCCGGAGCAGCUUCCCCGUAUUGUGGCGAUGACGGCGAACGCAAUGAGUGGAGACCGUGAGAGAUGUUUGGCGGCUGGUAUGCACGAUUAUGUCGCGAAGCCUAUUUUGUCUGGAAAGUUGGCGGCUGCGUUGUCUAGAUGUCAGAGAAGACCGGUAUAA